AUGGUUGCACUAGAUAGUCAUCCAGCUGGAACAGAAGUGGAUAUUAAUUAUGAAGAGAACAUUUUGGAUUCAAUGAAAGGAAGAGAACUGGAAUACACCAAGACACUCAAAUUUCUCGUCUCCAUGGACCUUUCAAACAAUGGCAUUGUUGGAGAGAUUCCAAAAGAGUUAAUGGAUCUUUCUGGGUUGCUGAACUUGAAUUUAUCUGGAAAUCAUCUAAAAGGAAGGAUCCCUAAUAAUAUUGGCAAUUUGACACAAUUGGAAUCUCUUGAUUUGUCUCGAAACAAACUUUCUGGCCCCAUUCCUCCAAGUCUGUCCAGUUUAAGCUACCUAAGUCAUUUGAACAUGUCAUUCAAUAAUUUAUCAGGGCGAAUACCAACGGGAAAUCAACUUCAAACCCUCAAUGAUCCUUCCACUUAUAUAGGCAACGAUGGCCUUUGUGGUGCACCACUCCUAAAUAGUUGCCUCGAUAAUAAAUCAUCUAAUGGUGAUCACAAACAUGCUGAUGAGAGUAAAGUUGCAGAUGAAACUGAUUUUUUGUGGUUCUACACUGGCAUUGGACCUGGUUUCCUGGUUGGGUUCUUGGGGGUCUGUGGCACUUUGAAUUUCAAGAAGUCUUGGAGGUAUGCAUACUUCCAGUUCAUCGAAAACAACUACAAUUGGAUAUUAAUAAACAUAGCAAUCAAGCUCGCUCAGCUAAGGAGGAUGUUCAACAAAGGCAAGUUUGGAGGAUGA
This is a messenger RNA of Camellia sinensis, 735 nucleotides long. NCBI's taxonomy places the organism in Eukaryota, Viridiplantae, Streptophyta, Magnoliopsida, Ericales, Theaceae. The record is from RefSeq and is a predicted model, not a curated record.